Dovyalis caffra is the source of this 3387-nucleotide messenger RNA. The record is from the annotation of a GenBank genome assembly. Lineage: Eukaryota; Viridiplantae; Streptophyta; Magnoliopsida; Malpighiales; Salicaceae.
AUGGCACAACCUCUCUGCCUCUUUCUUCUCUCCUUCUUCUUCAUCAAUAUUUCCUACGGAAUUGGAGAUGAGUCUCGUCCAUCAUCAGCAAACUGUCCUGACCACUAUGAGUCCUGUGGUGCUAACGUAACCAUUAAAUACCCAUUUUGGCGAACCCAUAAUAAUUCUACCUCCAACCAGUAUUGUGGUUAUCCAUAUUUUGGUCUUUCAUGCUCAGAAUAUGGUAAGACAAUACUAAGACUGCCUCAUGACCACCCUUUUCUUGUCAAAGAUAUAAACUACCCCAACCAUUCUAUCACCCUCUUGGACAUCGAUCUUGACGGAAACCAACAGUACUGUCCUAGACCGCGCCAUAACCUUACUCUGGAAACCUUACCCUUACAUUACUCAAAAUCAGAUUUGACCCUCAGUUUUCACUUCAAUUGCACUUCCGGUCCAUUUCCGUGGCCUCCUAAACCUCCCAUAGAAUGCUUAAGAUUUGAGGCAAAGCGGUCCUAUGUUAAUGUGUUAGAAGGGAAUGAGACGGAGCAAGAUAAUUGGUUUGGAAUAUGCGAGGAGCAUGUAAGGGUGAUGGUGUUAAGGACUCCUCUCACAAAUAACGACAUGAUCACCACUGAGUUUGGUAGGGCGAUGGACCAGGGGUUUAUGCUGGAUUGGGGGACGGCCAAGGAGUGCGGUGCCUGUGAGGCUUCUGAUGGGCACUGCGGGUCCGGCGAUAGUAAGAAGGGUUUCUCGUGCUUCUGCAAGGAUGGCAAAGUACGUAGCAAGCAAUGUGGAGAAGAUAAUAAGGAUUAUACAGACUGCAAAAAGCCCUUUAAUUGUGGACUCUUGAAGGAUCUUUCUUUUCCUUUCUGGGGAGGUGAUCGGCCUGAAGUCUGUGGACAUAAAGGGUUCCAGCUCACGUGUGAAGAUGGUCAGCACCCUCUAAUAGCUAGUGACAUAUUCAAAUUCAGCCUAUUGAAUCUAGUUCAAUCUUCCAGGUUCAUGUCUCUUCAGCUUGUGAAUUUCAAGGAUUACAUUUGUCCUCCUCAAAUAUCAGCCAAUUCAAGUAGUGGCAGUGGCAUCCAUAUCUUCGGUUAUGACCUCAACCUUCAAAACCUCAACUUACUUUACAAUUGCACCACCACCUCGAGCUCGGUACUGCCUCAAAACAGAAUUUCAUAUUGCAGUAGAUAUACUGGUAGUUCGUUCUAUGGAAAUGAUGAUAUCUUGGUGAGCAGUAGUGGGCUAGACCAAAUGCAAUGUAGCAUGAGAAUAAAAGUUCCAAUUCCAUCCAAGUCUUUAAGCCUACUUGUGGGUGACAGACCAGAAUUGGAGAAAGUUUUAGGAGAAGAGUUUAAUGUGUCGUACGAGUAUGACCAAGGUCCUUCAAUUUGCCAGGGAUGUAUGGCUUCAAAAGGAAUAUGUGGAACUAACAUGACUCAUCCGAAUAAAGAGUUUAUGUGCCUUUGCCGUGACCAACCUUAUUCUUUUGUCUGUCAAGGUCAGCUCGUUGAUAUGGGUAUGGCUUCCAUCUUUUACAUUAUUUUGUAUGAUAAGCUUGCUCUAAAAGUUCAGCCUGUUUUUAAAAAGGCCAGCCCAAACUUCUUCCAGUCCUCUCCUGAUUGUCAGUCCAUGUAUAACUUGGGACCGUUGCAUUGGCCAAUUCUUAGACCUAUUGAUGUUCAACAGUUGGCCAAUCCGCCCAACCAAACUGUAUCACAGGAUCCAAAGUUCAAGUCUUGUGAACCAAAAAACUGUGGCUCUGGCCCUAACAUAAGCUACCCUUUUUGGUUAUCUCAUGAACAUGAACCCUUUUGUGGCUAUCCAAAUUUUGAGCUCACCUGCAAUCACAAAAGACCAGUACUCACAAUCUCCAAUGAUGAUUAUAUCGUUAAAGAUAUUUUUUAUCCCAACAAUUCUUUGCUUUUGGCCAAUGCUGUUGUCUAUGAGGAAACUUGUCCAACUCCUCCGCAUAACAUCAGCCUUGACAGAACUCCCUUUAAUAUUAGUCCUGGUUAUACAAAUUUUUCCUUCUUCUACAAUUGUACCUCAAAGCCUAAAAAUUACUUCUACCUAUAUGCAUUAAGUUGUGCUACAAAUUCUACACAUUAUUCUUUUGCUGGUUUUCACAUGGAAGAAAUAGAGAUGUACUACAAUUACUCAUUGAAGUCAUGCCAAGGUUUUGUUAAUGCUCCUCUCCACGCUGCUGAAAAUAUUGAUAGUCUGCUUAGAAAAAAUUAUAGUGAGGUUUUGGAGAUGGGGUUCCUCAUGAAUUGGACUGCACAUAAUUGUAGCACUUGUGAGAGAAGUGGUGGGCGUUGUGGAUUUGAGAAUAAUGAAUUCGUUUGUUUUUGCCAUGAUCGGUCUCGUCCCAAAUCUUGUGACGAUGGAAAUAAUAUGAAUAUGGGUCGGAAGGUUCGUGUAGCUCUUGGGGCAUCUCUUGCUACCGUAAUCAUAAUGCUCACAGCCUUCUUCUUCUGGUACCGCCGCAAGAAAAGGCAAUAUGUGUCCUUUGUCUCUGGAAGCAUCAAAUCAGUUCCAUCUUCAAAGGCACAUUUGGAGAACCGAAGUAGCUACAACGGUGUCCAUCUCUUUUCUUAUGAAGAACUUGAAGAGGCUACUGACAAUUUUGAUGAGACUAGAGAGCUUGGAGAUGGAGGCUUCGGGACAGUAUAUUAUGGCAAACUUCUGGAUGGGCGUGAAGUUGCAGUCAAGCGGUUAUACGAGAACAACUAUAAGAGACUUGAGCAAUUCGUGAAUGAAGUUGACAUUCUAACUCGCUUGUGCCAUCGAAAUCUUGUCUUACUAUAUGGAUGCACCUCUAGGCACAGCCGAGAACUCCUACUUGUAUAUGAGUACAUUCGCAAUGGAACACUUGCUGAUCAUCUUCACGGUGAAAGAGCAAAGCCUGGUGCACUCCCAUGGCUUACUAGAAUGAACAUUGCUAUAGAGACCGCAAGUGCACUGGCAUAUCUUCAUGAUUCUGAUAUUGUGCACCGUGACCUUAUAUCAUCGAUGCCUGCUGUUGAUAUCUCUAGACACCGGCAUGAGAUUAAUUUGUCUAACAUGGCAAUCAAUAAAAUCCAAAGCAAUGCAUUGAAUGAACUUGUUGACCCAAGUCUUGGGUUUGAAUCAGAUUUUGCAGCGAGAAAAAAGAUUAGCGCGGUGGCUGAGUUGGCUUUUCAAUGUCUUCAAUCUGCAAAAGAGUUGAGACCCUCGAUGGAAAAAGUGUUAGAGAUUCUAAAAGACGUACAAAGUGGAGACGACGGUGAGACUAAGGCAGAGGAGAUAGAUGUUCGUUCAGAUAAUGCUGGGUUGUUGAAGAGUGAUCCGAUACCAACUUCUCCAGAUACUGUCACUGUGACAUGGAUUAGCACUUCUACAACACCUAAUGGCAGUGGUUAA